UUUUUUUUUUGUCACCCCGUGAGGUGGGGAGCAGGGUCGAGGACUUAAAAAGCGUGUUUGAACAUACUGCAUGUAAUUGUGUGGUAAAGAUGUCGGAGUACACGCUGUCUGUGACAACAGGUUCCAUGCUGCACGCGGGCACGUUUGACAACCUUUAUGUAACUCUGGUGGGCACUGAGGGCCAGUCCGGGCGCACACAGCUAACUGGUGCUGGGCUGGGAAAUGACACCGGAAAGGUGGCGUCGUUCUCAGUCAAUACCGUUUUUACUAUAGGCUGCCUCCUUCUCCUCCAAGUGGAGAAGGAUCCGUUCCAUGAGUACAAAGAUGAGGACUGGUUUUGCUCCAGCAUUCUAGUAAGGACGCCGGAGAAGGAUGAGGUUUUCUUCCCUUGCUACCAAUGGCUGUCCAGGGGUGAACUUGUAGUGUUGAGAGGAGGCAGAGCUACAAAAGCAUUUGAAGACAUGCAUCCACGACUUGAAAACCAACGGAAACAGGAAUUGGUCCAACAGAAACUAACAUACAAAUGGGACAAAUACGCUGAAGGAAUGGCUUACGUUUUAAGCAUCAAAGCUCUAAGAAGGAUUCCAACAGAAGCCAGCUUCUCAUUCUCAAAGGCUGCUCAGUUUGCGUACAGACGGAACUAUGCGUACGAUGAGCUGGCGGAGAAAGGCUUACGGUAUUCAACGGAGCACUGGAAAAGCUUCGAGGCCAUGAAGAACGUCUCCUGGUUCACAAGGUCCCCCCACUUAGAUAUGGUGUCACAGCUGUGGAAGAACGAUGAUUUUUUCGCAUACCAGUUCCUUAAUGGCGUCAACCCCUACGUGAUUCGACGCUGCUCCAAGCUGCCGUCUAACUUCCCGGUCUCUGAGGACUUGGUGGCGCCAUUUUUGGACAGUGGAACCACUCUGGAGAAAGAGAUGGAGAAGGGAAAUGUCUUCAUUGUGGACUACAAAAUCAUGGAGGCUCUGCCAACAACAAUCAUGGCUGGUAAACCUGUUCCUUUGACAGCUGCCCUGUGCCUGCUUUACUUGACUCCUACCAAGAAACUGAUGCCCAUUGCAAUUCAGCUCGGCCAGACACCCUCGAAGGACAAUCUUAUUUUCCUUCCCAGUGAUUCUGAGGUGGACUGGCUGCUGGCCAAGCUGUACGUGAGGCACGUCGACACGCUCCAUGGCGAGUUUGUCAGCCAUUUGCACAACACUCAUUUAACAGCGGAGGUUUUUGCCAUGGCGACCCUUCGCAACCUGCCGAAGAUUCACCCUCUGUACAAGCUGCUGAUACCCCACCACCGAGGUACGCUUUAUGUCAACACAAUGGCCCGUGCUACUCUUUAUGGUCCUGGGAGAAACCUUGAUAAUACUUCGCUUUCCGCAGAAGGACAGCUGGUGCUGUUCAGAAGGACCCUGGCCCAGUUGACCUACGAUUCACUUUGCCCUCAUGAAGAAAUUGCUGCCAGAGGCCUGGAGUCUGUUCCUAACUUCUAUUACAGAGAUGACUCUUUCAGGCUGUGGAAUGUCAUCAACAGAUUUGUCAAAGCAGUGGUGUCAUAUUAUUACCCGUCUGAUGGCGAAGUGUUGGCAGAUUUAGAGCUCCAGGAAUGGGUCAAUGAAAUCUUCAACUAUGGAUUUCUGGGGAAGGUUUCUUCAGGUUUUCCUUCAAGCUUACAAACUGUGGAGGAGCUUAUUAAAUUUGUCACCAUGGUGAUUUUUACCGCAGCGCCUCGACAUGCUUCAGUCAACAUGGGCCAGAUGGAUUUUCUGGCUUGGAUCCCUAAUGGUCCACUGUUGCUGCAUCGAGCGCCACCCAGCGUCAAGGGAAACGCUACCAUGGACGACUUGUUGAGGACUCUGCCCAAUAAAUCAAUCGGAACCCUGGCUAUGUCUCUUGCCUGGUUCCUUGGCAAGAAGUAUGAGGACUUUGUUCCUUUAGGCCAGUAUCCAAAACAUUUUAGUGAGCCCGCAACUUUAAGGAUGAUUGAGGAUUUUCAAGCAGAGCUGUCCGCAAUCAGUGAGACCAUCAGAGCGAGGAACAAAGAACUUGAGCUGCCCUAUCACUACUUGAACCCCAAGGAAAUUGAAAACAGUGUGACUAUAUAAAAUGUUUUAUUGUUAAAUAAAAAAUAAAAAAAAUCA
Messenger RNA from Nerophis lumbriciformis (worm pipefish), 2132 nucleotides. Its product is annotated as polyunsaturated fatty acid lipoxygenase ALOX8-like. NCBI's taxonomy places the organism in Eukaryota, Metazoa, Chordata, Actinopteri, Syngnathiformes, Syngnathidae. Gene Ontology annotation, biological process: lipid oxidation. The record is from RefSeq and is a predicted model, not a curated record. Gene Ontology annotation, molecular function: protein binding; oxidoreductase activity, acting on single donors with incorporation of molecular oxygen, incorporation of two atoms of oxygen; iron ion binding.